AUGGCGUCGCUACCGUCGCUCAGCACAAACUAUUCGACAGCAAUCAAGCUCAUUGACGAAGCUCACGCCCGAGAUCCCAACAAGACCACGGCGCCAGAUGGCUCAGGCGAGGUGCCGUAUGAGCUCCACUAUGCCCAAAAGAUGACGCGCUGGCUCGCCCAACGGUGCCCGGACGCUUCUCCUGCGCUGCAAGUUGCUUGCAGGGCACAGCAUUUCAGACGCUGGGAGCUUCCACGAAGCAGCUACCCCAUGACCAGGCCUGGAUAUCUCGCUUGGAGGACAAAGCAGAAGACCCAGGCUGCCGCCCAGGUCAAGGAACUGCUCCUAUCCAUGGACGAGCCGCCCCCAGAGGCGGACGUCGAGCGGAUAUCGGCCCUGAUCAGCAAGAAGGACCUGGCCACCAACGAGGAGACACAGGUGCUGGAGGACGUGGCGUGCCUGGUGUUCCUCGAUGACCAGCUUGAUGGCUUUGAGUCGAAGCCUGACAACGACGAGGACAAGGUCGUAAGCAUCCUGCGCAAGACGUGGAAGAAGAUGAGCCCCAGGGGCCGUGAGAUGGCGCUGCAGAUGAAGCACAGCGACCGGGCGACAUCUUUGCUGCAGAGAGCUUUGAAGGAUGAUGACGAGUAG
This is a messenger RNA of Diaporthe batatas, 630 nucleotides long. RefSeq lists its product as uncharacterized. The transcript is spliced from 2 exons. Bases 1 to 630 code for a protein of 209 amino acids. Lineage: Eukaryota; Fungi; Ascomycota; Sordariomycetes; Diaporthales; Diaporthaceae. The record is from RefSeq and is a predicted model, not a curated record.